AUGGCAGUGUCUGUCACGCUGGUCAUCUUCUUUAUCGGCGUCGCCAUUGUCGCUGUCACCAUCAUGGGCAUCGCCGCAACAUCCAAGCGAGUCCGCCAAUCCCGCCUCCUUCACCGCCAGCGAUUCGAAUCAGGCGCGUCUCGUAUUCCGAUCGACGUGGAAAUGGAUGCGCCUGACGUAAAUCAGCCGCGCGACCAAAGCCAGGGCGGUUACUUUGAUAUUCCUACGCGCGCUACUGUUGGCGAGCACCCGCCCAUCUAUGUCGUCGAGGACAUGGAGCACCCGCCACCCAUCUAUGAAGCGGUCUACUCGGUACCAGAGAGACCUACGGUCCAGGAACUUACAAGAUUGAGAACGUGUCUAGAAACGCUCAAGAGGCAGCCGCCGACAGUUGACACGACGAGCUACGACGUGGCUAUUCGCCAGGCGUCCAUCUCGAGCUUGCAAUCGUGGAUUAUGAAGCUGGAAACGCUAAGACAAAGUUUACCCAGAGAGAGUUCGUUUGCACGAUCUACUAUUCGCAUGUUCACGUCGUCGUCGGACAGCGAUAGUCCCACGGAAGAGGUGUCAGUGGCUCGGAUCCGGCCCAGCGCGGGCUUGCACCGGCUGGGGAUGAGGCAGCGCGAGACGGGUUGGGUUGGUGUAGGCCAGCCCCGCGAAGUGCGCCCGCCGCUAGAUCCCAUUGAGAAUACGCUGUCACUCUAUAUCCCGGAUGAGGAGAGUGAGGAGGAGGAGCGUCGAUUUGAUAUACUCCGCCGGCAGGCCAUGGAGAGGCGGAUGCGCGCAAUGGCCGUCUAA
[Torrubiella] hemipterigena is the source of this 798-nucleotide messenger RNA. The record is from the annotation of a GenBank genome assembly. NCBI's taxonomy places the organism in Eukaryota, Fungi, Ascomycota, Sordariomycetes, Hypocreales, Clavicipitaceae.